Messenger RNA from Diaporthe batatas, 3215 nucleotides. RefSeq lists its product as uncharacterized. Gene Ontology annotation, biological process: regulation of DNA-templated transcription. The record is from RefSeq and is a predicted model, not a curated record. Gene Ontology annotation, cellular component: Rpd3L complex; Rpd3L-Expanded complex; nucleus. The transcript has 3 exons. Lineage: Eukaryota; Fungi; Ascomycota; Sordariomycetes; Diaporthales; Diaporthaceae. The coding region runs from base 297 to 2456 and encodes 719 amino acids.
GUUUUCUCCUGCCCUCGACAGCACACGGCCAAAACUCCUCGAGCUACCGGGGCUCUGUUCCUCAACAAGAAUGGCUUAUUGUCUGAAUCUCUAGACCCGCGGCUUCUACUCUUAUCUUUCUCAGGACUUUGCUAGAGAACCGAUAGGCGUGCUCACGCUGUCGCAGAGAGAGUUGAAUCUAUCUUCCCUCCCGGCUCGAAACCCGCGAGCCACCACAAUUCCCACCACGAACUCUCGCCACGAACUCCCACCCCGACCGCCCUCCCCUCUCUUCUUCUCGCAAGCGAACGCCCAGAAUGAAGACCGCGAAGGUCGUCACGGGCGAGCCAUCGUCUUCAAAUCGGAGAUCUCAGCCCGUCCGCCAGACUCGAACCAAUCCUCCAAGAUCGAAUGCAGGCCUUAACCGCCUCGGCCCACGGGACUCGCUGUCCAGCGCCAAUACUGCCGAACAGCCUAUAGACAUCUUCCCCGGCGUGACCCACUUCGCCGAUGCUAUCACGGCUCUUCCGAAAGAGCUUGUGCGACAUUUCACCCUUCUAAAGGAGGUCGACGCCAAGGUCUUUGCCCCGCAAGAACAGCUCUUCCAGUACGUGCAGGAGGCCCUCGACAGCCCACCGCCCGGCCCAGCACGAUCGCUCAACGAUGCCACGAGCUCCGCCGCCCCGGCCUCGGCGCCCAUGAGCGUCGCUGGCAGCUCUAGCGGAGCGGCACCUCACGCCAAUCCUCUGCCCGAGUUCUCGGCCAAUGGUUCGACUGCCUCGAGCGUCUUUGACGACAGCAACCUGGCGCGCCGCCACCUCUUCCGGUCCACCGCCGUCAAGAUACAAGAAAUGCUUAACUCGCUUGAGGAGAAGAAUCAUGUCAUAUCUACAGCGAACGAUGCGCUCCGUAAGCAACUCAACCGCAUCGAUGACAUUUGGCCUCAUCUCUCGGAUGAGUUCAGCGAGGAGGCAAAGUGGGGAAGCGACUCGCAUUGGGCGUACCCAGAGAACAGAGCGGCACGCGCGCUGAACACCCAGGCAGAGCGCACUAGGAGGGAGGGCGCUGCUCACCUGUCUGCUGCCGCUCAGUUUGUCGCAGAGGAGGCCGCUGCGCGCAGUGAGUCGCGGAAGCAGGCAGUGGCCGCCAAGAAGAGUCAAAAGAACCAUGCACACGAGUCUGAGCACGACGACCACGAUAGCAAGACCAAACCAGAGGCAAACAACAAAAAGACCCAGAGCAAUUCCAAGAGGAAAACUGCCGCCGCCGCGGCGAAUGCCGAGUCGCCUGCUAAUGUUGGCCUGGGCAUUACUGGCCAGACACCAGCCAGCAACACACCCGCCCCGAAGAGGCGCAAGGUCGAAAAACCUCCUCCCAAUUCGGGGACUCCUGCCGAGCGGUCACUGGCAACGGUCUUGCAGAACGGCAAGAACUCCAAGACAAAGGCAUCAGAGAGCCCUCGUGCGACGCCAGCACCCGAACAGCCGGCGCCGAAAAAGCAGCAGCGAAAGGCACUGCCCAACUCUACGGGGCAGGCCAAGAAGAGGGCCGGGCCCGCUCAGCCGCCGUCGGCUGCAUCUUCACCAGUCAUCAGCGCGUUUCCCGACCCGUCCAAGGCCCCACGAGCAUCUCCCGCACCCCCUGCCAACCCCCGUCCGGCUUCAGCAAGAGCCCGCCAGAACUCUACCGCCUCAAUCGCAGACAAGCGUCCGCCAUCCGUGGCUUCGAACAAGGCAAACGGCAAUGUGCCUGCGCCUAUCGAGAUCCCACCGCCGAACAAUGGCCCUCGUGCUGCUGCCGCCAGUGACAGCGCGAAGACUCAGAUGGAACCGCCAAGCGCAGGCCCCAAGACUGAGCCUAUAAGGCAACAGAGCGAAAGGGCACCGACUCCGAAGUCUGCCGUGCCAGCGGCGGCCCCGAAGGAGAGUUCUGCAAAGCCCGCCGAGGAGGUUGAGGUGCGGAAAGAGCCCACACCAGCAACUGCGCCACCGGCCGUGCAGCAGCAGGUCACCACCACGAAGAGUGGCCGAGCCAGCAAGCCCUCCACGCCCGCCAUUGGCAGCUUCCCCGACAAUCCUCCCACCACCAACAACAACAAUAACAAUAACAACCCUCGCUCCCGCCCAUCAAGAAACUCCGAGGCACCAGCAGUGCCCAAGAGAUCCCACAAAAAGGGAGCUUCCGCGGCACAUGCGGCCGCGGUCCAGAAAGCCCUCGUGCAGCCCACGGCGGACGAGGACCACACAGUACCGACAGACGAGAAUGACGUGUAUGACCCUGACGAGCCGACCUACUGUUACUGCGACCGGGUAUCCUUUGGUCAGAUGGUAGGCUGUGAUGGCGAGCAUUGCACGAGAGAGUGGUUCCAUCUGGGAUGUGUGGGCUUAAAAGUCGCCCCCGGAAAGAGCGUGAAAUGGUAUUGUAAUGACUGCAAAAAUCAAAUGGCGGCUAGCGGGAAAAAGGUCAACGGGCGAUAACGCGUGGCCGAGUGUCGAGGCGCUUUGUGGCGGGCAACCGCUGGGCGACCCGGACUGCGGAGAGCAUAUCGCGAAGGGGGCAUUGUCACCAAGACAGGAUGGCUGGUCUCAGUAUACAUCUGCUUUGAGAUUUGAGUGCCUACAUGAGCGCGGUUUAUGAAGACAGGGGGAGUUCCUGCUUGACAGCCUUGAUGACUGGUACUGUCGCGGUGACAGCUUCGACCCCCAAGAUACCCGUGGAGGGACACGGAAUGUACGGGACGACCAGGGCCUUCGUCGCCCAAAGUUAUAGAGCAGCCGGGGACAAGACCAGCAUGCUUCCAAGUGAGAGGGGUUCAAUAUAUGGGUAACCUCGGUUUGUUAUUUGUAUCUGAAAUCCAGCCUCUACACGCGGAGCCUCCAAAAUGGCCACGACCCGCCUGCUUCCCGAUGGCGGCUUAGGAACUUUAUCAAGCAUUCAUUGCCCGGCCCUUGCUUGCAUCAUGUGCCAGCGACCAGGGCUUUUUGCAAGCUAAAUGUCAUUGUACCCGUAAUUCUCGAAUGGUCUGAUAUCGGUCUGCCAGCCGCAGAAGAGGCCCUUUCUGGUUCCAGCAUCAUAAUUAUCUGCAAUGCCUAGGUAGGAAAUCAUAGACUUUGCUCAGCCCAACUGUUUGUAACUUCGGAGACAUAACGCAAGGACCCUCGAGCCGUUCCCAGAGUGAAGGAGGCAUCGACCGCGCAGCACCAUCACAAACGAUGGGGUAUAGGGGCUUUACGAGG